Messenger RNA from Chara braunii, 2244 nucleotides. The record is from the annotation of a GenBank genome assembly. NCBI's taxonomy places the organism in Eukaryota, Viridiplantae, Streptophyta, Charophyceae, Charales, Characeae.
UCUUGAUUCUUCCCCCAGGGAAAGGAGGUGGUAGGCAGCAAAGGAGGAGGGUUUUGACGGACGAAAAAAGAUCUCAACGAGCUGACAAGGAUGGGGGUCGAUGUCGGCAGUUUCUCAGAGGACACGAGCGACAAAUUGAAUGCGGAGAAUGUCUGGAUGUGGAUGAUUGCUCGGUUCCCAUGGCUCUCUGUCGAUGAUCUCGGGCGUCAUGUUCCGUUGGUCACAUGGGGUUCGCUGAUCCUUACAGUGCUGGUCUGUGUCUUGACUGCCAGUUCGCUUUCUUGGCUAGUGGCUAAGUGGGCCAUUGUUGGGGCGAAGGACCGCCAUGGCCGCAAACUGUGCCUGGCCCCCGGGCCUGCUCCAUGGCCAAUCGUAGGCAGCCUGCUUCAGCUGCAAAGGCACCCCCAUAGAGGCCUGGCCAAGAUGGGAGAGCAGUAUGGAGAGCUGAUGACUGUUCACAUGGGCACGACCCCUACGCUGGUGGUGUCCAGCCCGGCUGCCGCAAAAGAGGUCCUGCUCACUCAGAGAACCACUUUCGCCUCGCGACCGCUGACGCCGACGGUUGGUGCAUGGUCUGGUGGUCGAGACCUCGGACUCGCACCAUACGGUCCUCUGUGGCGGAAGCAAAGGAAGAUUGCCAGCGUGCAGUUGCUCUCCCCAAGGAGGAUGGAGCAGGUGGAUGCGAUCCAACGGAAGCUCACCGAUUUCCUAGAGGAGGAGCUGUUGAGGAAAGGCCAAGGAGGAGCACGCCAGGGGGAAGGAAGAAAUGUGGGGACAAAGGAGGCAGCCAAGGAGGGAAAUGAUCUCUCACCUGCUGCGGACCCCUUGCCGACAGAAACAACCUCCUCUUUGCCCAAUCCGGCCGCCGCCGUGCACGUCGGUGCAACAGCCAACGUCGAGAUGAGCCACAAAGCAGGCACCAUGGAUGGGCUGCAGCCAGUCCACUUGCGAGAAAACCUGUUCCACUUCGCCCUGGACAUGUUGGCCUAUGUCAUAUUCGGCUCUCCUGUGUCGCCUUCCAUGCAGCAUCACAUGGCGAAAGUCAUUGCUACCAGCGGUUUGAGGUCGACGAUGAGGAUGUCGAAGAGAGCGCAGGAGCCUGAGGAGGGUCUUGAACAUGAUGCAACUAGGAGAAUGAGCAAAGAAGUGUCACUUCAGACUACGGAGGGAGGCGAUGAUGUCAACGAUGACCAAAUGGCGAAAAGGUUUUAUGAUGUGGUGUUGUCAAUGACGCAGGUGGUGGGGGUGGCACAGAUACCAGACUUUGUCCCGAGUCUGAGAUUUCGCGCUCUGAUCCUGGAGCUCAUUGAAAAGCGCCACGAAGUCCAACGGAAUGUGGCUGGUAACUGCGGAAGCAGUUGCACAAUGCUAGAUCACCACCAAGCAACGCUGAGAGCAGCUGGACUCAUUAAUCCGGAUGCAAUGGUGGACGUGGUCUUCAAUAACCUGUCUCCUCACACCCAAGAACUUGGCGGUUUCUGCAAUGAAGGACGACGAUGUGAGAAGAUGGCGCUGCUGAAGGAAGAGCUAGAUGAGGCCAUAGGAAUGCACAAGGUUCCGUCGGAGAAUGAUCUGGAGAACCUUCCUUACCUCAAUGCCUUUCUGUAUGAGACGCUGCGUAUGCACAGUGUUGCUCCCAUGCUCCUUCCCCAUCUAGCUAUGAAAGACACUGUAGUGUUUGGAUAUGACGUGCCGGCAGGCACUUCUGUCGUCGUCAAUGCCUGGGCUAUUAUGCACGACCCUAAGGUGUGGUCGGAGCCAUGGGAGCUCCGCCCUGAGCGGUUUAUCCGAGACGGACUGCUGGCCGAAGACAUGCAUCCUGAUGGAAAGAACUUUGCGUUCUUGCCGUUUGGAUCAGGAAGAAGAAUGUGCCCUGGAAUUCGACUUGCACUAACCACUAUGCGAUUUGUUCUGUCCAGGUUGCUGCAGCGAUUCGAUGUUAUGUUGCCACAUGGCAUUAAGCCAGAAGACUUGGACCUUACUGAGCACGAUGGAAUCGUUAUCUUCCCGGAAACCCCCGUGCCGUUCAUCUUUCGUCCAAGAUCAAUGGGGUAAUAGGGUAGGGUGGGGUGGACUUGAUUCGCAACUGGCUGUUUUUCAGUCGAUAUCCCUAGGGUCGGUAGCAUUUAAAGCUAGAAGGUGAGAGAGGUGCAGCUCCUGUUAAUCUUCUUGUGGACAAUCUAUGAGUUUCCCUUCUGAAACAUGGCGGAAAUUGCCCUUACCAAAUAAACCUUAUCCUGCGCG